Trichogramma pretiosum is the source of this 2887-nucleotide messenger RNA. RefSeq lists its product as uncharacterized. The record is from RefSeq and is a predicted model, not a curated record. NCBI's taxonomy places the organism in Eukaryota, Metazoa, Arthropoda, Insecta, Hymenoptera, Trichogrammatidae. Bases 167 to 2641 code for a protein of 824 amino acids. The transcript is spliced from 12 exons.
AUUUGGUAUAAACAACAAUUCUACUUCAUUUUUGUGAAUAUUCAUCAUUUGUUUGGCAAAUUGAAAAGAUACAAAUAAGUGAUGAGGGGUGUUGGCUAGUAUUAACUAUUUCACUAGAGGAUAGUCUAGUGAGCACAGGCAUCAGCCGUGCAACGACGGCACAAAUAUGCCGUUUUACCGGAGAGGAGCCGCAUCGGAAGUGCCAUUGCUGAUACUUAUCAUCGCGGUUAGCGUUGGAGCCUUUGGUACUCGUAAUUCAGAAUGUUCGUUUCCAUCACGCUGGGAGGGUACAUGGUUCCAGAGCGGAGUCCGCCAAUCGAUACUCAUAUCGAAAAACAUCCUCUCCAGCAAAGGAACCUGCCUCCACAACGAGGGUGAUAAAUUUCUCUUGGUAGACGAAAAAUCUUGUUAUCGAUGCGUUGUUAUACACGAGAAACACUCCAACGUUCUACAGUACAAAGAAACAUACUGUCAUGGACGCAGCAGCCUGUCAUCCUUGUGCUCGUACAUAACCGGAGAUGCCCUGCUAUUCUCCAUGUUUCGGGAGGAGGCGACCUCGGUGCCGUGUCCCUUUCACGGCCCCAUGACUUUUACGUACAAUCGAGGACACGGCAGGUGUUCCAGCCCUCUGAGCAACGUCGAUACCUGCACCGAUGAAAGCAGACUGCUGUUCCGUUAUCAAGCCUGUCCCGACGUGCCGGCUUCCGAGAGUACAGUGGAGGAACUGGAGUGCCUGGCGACGUGGAAAGAGGGCAGCAAUCGCUACUUAGUUGGACGUCUGCAUAACGGACACUCCCUGAGCAACGAAGACCGCUAUCGCUGCUUCGUGUACGAGCGAGGUGGACAAAGCGUGGCCGGACUGAACCGGGCGGCUGCUGCGGCACUGGGCAUCGCCACGGUCAUAGAUCACGACCUGCCGGCCAGCGGUACUCUGGCCGAGGGCUCGUCCGAGAUCUACAAGGUCGCUCAGAGCGGAGAUGCUACCUGCAACGGACUGUCCAGUCCGCUCGAAGGCUCGAGGACGAUGACCCUGACCAAAGCGUCGUCACCGGGUAAAUGCUGGUUUCCAACCUGGCUGACCGGCAAGACGAGUCUGAUGUGGCACACCCUGGAUUUGUCAGCUGCCUAUACCUUCCACAUGAGUAACGCCUCGCUCCAAACAGUCAAAUCGAACGGCAGUGCUAGAAGUCCCGAGAGCCCCGCAAAUUUCCUCAACCUACCUGGCCAAGAGGAGCAUAACGUCAAGAUACUCUGCAACAGCGUGAAGGUGGCCGAUGUCGAGCAAAACAUCUACAUGAUCGUGGCUCAUUACACCGUUGGCUGUCAAAGUGGCUACAUGUGUAUGGCUUUUUACAAAAGGGAUGGUCACGUAGUCGAGCUACAAACUGGAAACACGGUCUCUAGAGCAGAAGAGGCAUGCAAUCCACCUCACUAUCAACAGCACAAAGUACCUUACGUCACUCUAGUCACGAGCUCGCCGGAGCCCCGUCAAUGCCCCUAUCUAGGCAAAUUUACUGUAACGAGCCUGAACGGUCACGCCCCGAAGAAGAGCAGUGGCGGCAUCGGUAGUGGCUUUAAAAGCUACUCCACAAAGAAUGAGCAGGCGAGACACGGACAGGAACGCAAGCUCGAGUUCGAGAUCGAGAAGCGCCGCGGCAACAAUCAAUACCUCGUGCACGAGCAGCAGGCGAGGCGGCGAGUCAGGUCGGGAAGCCAACAACAACAGCAGCAGCAGAAAGCUCAACCGAAAAUCCAUGGCAGCGAAUUGGAAUCGAGCCUAGAACAAAGGCUCGCCCAAGAGAGACUCUGGCUCAAGGCGGCUGGUCUUGCGGAAGCUCAUCAUCGUGCUGAUGAAGCACAUUUUAAGACGAAACACAGAUCUCAACGUCAAGCCCAAGUAGGUGACUUUCAGGCAGAUACGGACGACACGACGAAAAGUCGGCAAAUGGUAGUCGAUAAGGUGGCGGCAGCCCCAGGCGGUCAGCAACACUUCAGCUGGGUAGCGAGGAAAAAGAAGAGGCAGCAGCGCGAGCAGCGCGUUUAUCCCAGCAACCUCGGCUACUCGGAUCUAUUGAGAAUGAAGCGAGAUAUGGAGGAAGACGAAGAGGACGUGGACGAGGAGGAGGACGAGGAUUAUCAAGACUACGAGGAGCGCAGAAGACGCCGAAGGAAACGUCAAGACGUGCUCGAGGAGGAGCCGCGCAGGUGUAACUCCGACGUAACGACACUGACGGUCGGCUGUUCGACGGCCGAUAGGAUGGAAUUUCAAAGCGAUUGCGUCGAAGAAGACAUCGCUUACUCGUGCCACGGGCGUUGGUUCGACGCCGAGGGAACUCAGUUCGUGAUAGCGACGCAAGUGGUGCGACGGCCACCGCCCGCCUGGUCGGGAAUACCCGAGGUGACCCGGGCCCAGCCGCUGCGCAACACGCGUCGGCUCUGCUUCAUGUAUCGCGAGAGCGGCGGAGUCGUCAGUCUGUCGGCGAGCUCGGUGGCCUGCCAACGGGGCAUGCCCUCGCCGGCGCCGCUACUCGCCUUCAACGCCACCAGCAUAGGUCAAUGCGUGGACGGCGCCAGCAGCCUCGGACAAUCCAUCUACUUGACGCUCUGUACUCUGAUGUUCGUUCUGGUAGCGUACAGGUGAUUCUAAUUGCUACGGCGAACGACCAGUCGCUCAUCCACCACUGCCACUAUACGGAGUGAGGUAGUCUAAAGCAAGUUGCAGGUACAUCGAAGGCCCAACGCGAACAAACGAAAAGUAUAUUACAUGCGGCAAUGCGGGCUCGCCUCCGAGCGACUCGGAGCUUGCACGCCGCAGUACGGCUGACCUGGAUUUACGAACGUGUAACAUAGUCUCGUAACACGUCGACGUGUAAAUAUAACGUAUACU